AUGACCGCUACCGAGCGGUUCGAAGCAACCAAGAAGAAUUCGCUGUGCAUCAACUGCCUUUCCCCUUCCCAUCAAAUGAAGAACUGUUCGAGUGGAGCCUGUCGAGUGUGCAACCAAAAACAUCAUACGAUGCUGCAUCAACGAACCAACCAGCCCUCUACUAGCCAACAAACCCAAACCCAACCAUCGAAGUCGUCGUCGUCGCCUGGUUCGCAGUCAUCCUUUUCGCCGUCCGCUCAAACAAACCACUCGCAGUCCUCUCAUGCAAGCAAGCCCUCAACUUCGUCUAUUGAGAAUCAAGCCCCCACAAUCUCUGCCCUUUCGACCCAAUACGCCUCAUCGUCGCUCACCAAACAACAUCAUCGUGUUCCUUCAACGGUGCUGCUGUCAACAGCUCUGGUCAAAGUCUUUGAUCCAUCGGGACAAUCCUUGUGGGCCAGAGCUCUGCUGGACUCCGGAUCCCAGCUGAAUUUCGUAUCGGAGCAACUCGUCCAGAAGCUGAAGCUGAAACGAUCCAAAGAUUUUCUUCCUAUCAGCGGUGUUGGAUUGUCGUCUACCUCUUCAAAAUAUUCGGUCGUCGCUCGCAUCCAAUCCCACCACGCAGAUUUCGAGACUACUUGGAGAUUCCAUGUCCUUCCGAGGAUUACAAUGGAGUUACCAACACAAGCAGUGGAUGUAUCCAGCCUUCAGUUACCUUCGGACAUUGUUCUUGCUGACCCUUCGUUUGGUGAACCAGGUCCAAUCGACCUUAUCUUCGGCGCAGAGAAUUUCUUUGAUUUGAUGCGAGAAGGUCAAGUCAAAACUGGUCCCUAUCAACCCAGCCUACAAAAAAAGGCACUAGGAUGGGUAGUAUCAGGGAAGGUCCAGUCAGGAAUCGUACAAUCUUCGGUCGUCAACCUUGCCUAUUCCACUCCAACCCUCGAAGAACAACUAGCUCGAUUUUGGGAGAUCGAGUCUUGCCAAUCUAGUAGCACUUUGUCGUUGGAAGAGGCAGCCUGUGAGGAGCACUUUGCCAAAACAACUACCCAGGAUUCAAUUGGACGAUUCGUCGUUGCUCUUCCAAAACGUGAGACAGCCUUUGCAAAACUUGGCAGUUCAAAGGUCGUUGCUACUCGUCGGUUCCUGUCCCUUGAACGUCAGCUCAACGCUGAUCCUCAACUGAAGCAAGCAUACACAGCGUUCAUCAACGAGUAUGCGGAGCUCGCAUUGCAAUGUGUCGUCAGACCAGACAGCAUUACCACAAAGCUGAGAGUGGUCUUCGACGCAUCUUGUGCUACUGAUACAGGAGUGUCGCUAAAUGACGCUCUCAUGUUUGCCAUCAUCUCCGACAUCGAGAAGAUGUAUAGGCAAAUUGGAAUGAACCCGAACGAUCAGAUGCUUCAACUGAUCCUUUGGAGAGAUUCUCCUUCGGAACCAAAUGUCUGCAAACACUCGCUGAAAUCGGAUCGACAAGCCAUCCUGUAG
This is a messenger RNA of Aedes albopictus (Asian tiger mosquito), 1464 nucleotides long. RefSeq lists its product as uncharacterized. NCBI's taxonomy places the organism in Eukaryota, Metazoa, Arthropoda, Insecta, Diptera, Culicidae. The transcript is spliced from 3 exons. The record is from RefSeq and is a predicted model, not a curated record. The coding region runs from base 1 to 1464 and encodes 487 amino acids.